Molecule: messenger RNA, 2386 nt
Organism: Phalaenopsis equestris
Lineage: Eukaryota; Viridiplantae; Streptophyta; Magnoliopsida; Asparagales; Orchidaceae
Exons: 2
Coding region: 192-1928 (578 amino acids)
Cellular component (GO): Golgi apparatus
Source: RefSeq, a predicted model, not a curated record
AAAAUAAUAGGCCGAAAGCUCUAACAACCUGCAGAAGACUCGUGCCGAGAGAGAAGUUUCCGGCAGACGGACUGACGAUCACAUCGCAUAUCCCCGAGUUAGCAUCCGAAUUUCGACCCAUUCCUUCUUCCUCCUCCCUCUCCAGCCUUUCACCGCGAGAUAUCGUGUCGUCGUGCGGCACAUUGCAAGCAAUGAAGAGCCAAGUGCUGAUCUCGCGGUCGGCGAGCUUUCGGCCGGAGACUCUCGGGCAGAACGCCCUCCAUCUCAUUGGCAACCUCUGCUUCUCCCUUUUUGUCGUAGGCGUCCUCACCUUCACAAUCAUCGCCGCGACCUACAAGCCCGAAGAUCCUCUUCUCCAUCCAUCCGCCAAGCUCACUUCCUUCCUCACCUCGACAUCCAAUGCCACCUUGCGCUCCGACGAUUCCGCUGCUCACACCGGCGACGACUUCCUCUCACCCAAUUCCACCCUGGACUCCGCAGCCAUUACCCUUUCCCACAUCAACAAUUCCACCAAAACCUCAUCGCUGGACGCCACGGACUCUGCGGGAGAUGAGGCGACCGAGCCUGCUACUUCACUUAUUUGUGCCGACGGACCGGUCGACUGCACCGAUACCGAGGUCUUCCACACAAUGAUGCGCGCAGCCAUCGAAAAGUUCCGCAGCAUUCACUUCUAUCGCUUUGGAAAGCCGGCGCGCGGCGGCGACGAUGGCAUGUCCUGCGAUAUGGCAUGGCGUUUUCGCCCUGAGGGGGCAAAGCGUGCCGGCUUCUAUAAAGAUUACCGCCGGUUCGAUGUCAGACGAUCUGCCAACUGCACCUACUCCGUCGUGAAAAUCGGCGAGUAUCACACCGGCAUCAACGCUCGCAAGAAGCGCAAGACAACCCAAGGCGGCAAUUUCAGAGCCAAGGACGCUGCUGAUUCGCUUUCCGGGAUGAUCGUGCCGGUGAUCGGUGAGGCGGUGAACGAUACCCUUCCAGUUGUGGAGUCCGAGAACAAGUUCAGCAGCGGCAAGUACUUGAUUUAUACUGGCGGCGGCGACCGCUGCAAGAACAUGAACCAUUACCUUUGGAGUUUUCUAUGCGCUCUAGGGGAAGCUCGGUACUUGAACCGUACACUUGUCAUGGAUCUUAGUAUGUGCCUCAAUUCCAAGUACAGUUGGAGCAAUCAGGAUGAGGAGGGGAAGGAUUUUAGGUUUUACUUUGAUUUUGAGCAUCUGAGAGACUCAGCCUCCAUCCUUGACCAGCUCCAAUUUUGGGAGGAUUGGAAUAAGUGGCAGAAGAAGGAUAAGCUGAAGCUUUAUCUGGUGGAGGACUUCAAGGUCACACCCAUGCAGCUGGUUGACGUGAAAGAUGCUUUGAUCUUGAGGAAGUUUGGGACUGUUGAGCCGGAUAACUAUUGGUACAGGGUUUGCGAGGGAGAGACUGAAUCUGUGAUUCAGCGGCCGUGGAACCUAAUUUGGAAGUCCAGAAGAUUAAUGGACAUAGUUGCAGCUAUAGCUUCGAGAAUGAAUUGGGAUUAUGAUGCAGUUCAUAUAAUAAGAGGGGAGAAGGCAAAAAACACUCUACUCUGGCCAAAGCUUGCUGCGGACACUUCACCUGAUGCUCUGCUUUCUGCUCUCAGUGAAAAAAUUGAUGAUGGAAGACACCUUUAUGUUGUCACUGAUGAGCCCGAUACCUCUUUCUUUGACCCUCUGAAGGAUAGGUACACCACUUACUUCCUCAAUGAUUUUAGAGACCUGUGGGAUGAGAACAGUGAGUGGUACCUCGAGACGAUGAAGCUGAACAGUGGGGUUCCCGUUGAGUUUGAUGGGUAUAUGAGGGUGGAGGUGGAUACUGAAGUGUCCCUGAGGGCUAAGAAGCAGAUUGAAACCUUCAAUGAUCUCACAAGCGACUGCAAAGAUGGUAUCAAUACCUGCAGAAUGGCUUCUUGAUUCUUGAUGGACAUAAGAUGGAUUGGUAUAACGGUUGAAGAAAUGGAGCGAAUUGUAGCAAGAAACUGACCUCUGAACUGGCGCCUAGGAGCCAACUUCUGGCGACUAAGCGGCAGAAUCCAGAGACUCCGGCGCUUAAGCAUUGCAUAUUGGUGCCUAGGCGCCAGUUCAAAAUGCUAGCCGACAGAGGGAGUUGGGCGCCUAGGCUCCAGAACUGUAUGGACAGUUUUUCCGACAGUUUUUCACAUGAUUUGGAGGUUUUUCUUGGGGGAUUCAUGGCAGAAACGAGAGGAGAACAUUAGAGAAGUCCAGGAAGCAUAGAGCACUACAGGUAAUUGAAACAAAAGUGAGAGAUUUUCUUUUCUUUCUUGUAUUUUACUUUGAAAUCUGUGAGAGGUGUGAGGAAUUGUUGUAAGGUUGCAAGGAGAACACUUUGGGGCGAAGUUCUUCAUUUCUCA